AUGGCGACCAACGCCAGCCACACCAAGAAGCUGAGCUCGGGCUCAGCCUCAGGCUUUCACUUUCUCUCACCUGAAACCUCCCGCAUACCCCGACCAGCCUCUAGAGCGAGCGCCACACGAUCGCCCCGAAGACCCUUGGAGCUUGACGAGUGCAUUAGGAUGGCACAGGAGAAGUUUGGCGUGAACUACAAUCCGGGCUCCCCUAGCCCUGCUCCACGACCCACAACCCGUAUCGCUGGCACCGCAGACCGUCGCACGCCGACUAUGCCCUUCACCGACAAGGCAAUCGAUAUGGGCCGUGUUGGCGUCAAGCACACGCGUCGAGAGAGCACCCUCAGCGCUAAGGGAGCCUUGGGCGCCUUGUCGCGCGACGACGAGGAAUCAGACGAGGAGUUUGCGCGAAAGAUGCAACAAUUCGAUGAAGCUGAGAAAAAGAUGAGGGCAAUGAAGGAAAAGAAAACAUGGGUCAAGCGCAAUGGCGCGUCCCCCGCAGUCCGCAAGGCAAGUGCGUCCAGCGCCGACGAUGGUAUUAUCGGCAACAGCAACUCGGGCAGCAGCAAAAGCCAAGAGCCGCGACAAGACUGGGGCAAACCCGACUCCUCCUAUUCCAAGGUCCUGCAGAGGUUUGCGGGCAACCCAGAGUCUGCUGCAGCUUUCAACGAGAAGCUUGGCUUCGAAUACGUCAAGGAUGAACAGCGCUUGAAGAGGAAGGCCCACGAGCAGGAUACUGGCAUGGCCGCUCCGCGGGCAGGCACAACAACACCUCCUCCCAACGAUGGCUACUCUUGGCAGGUGGACGACGAUUUCACAGCUGAAGAUCUCCAGGUCUCCACCAGCCCCCCUGUAGGCUACGCACGCACGAAUACCAAAAUCGAUGAGAUUCGAGAGCUGGAGCGUAUGUUUCCCGCAGAGAACAAGAAGCCAUUCAGCCCGCAGCGCACGAACGCCCGCCUCGACGAGAUUCGCCGCCUGGAACUGGAGGCCGAAGACAGCUCUCCAACCACUCAGGUGGAGGUUGCUGAUGCGCCUCCAGUCUAUUCACAGCCCUCAACAGCCGGCGGCAAUGAGGAUCGCGCCCAAGAUAUUGAGGGUCUUUCCAAGAGAAUCGCGAGCAUGACACGUCUAGAUGCGAUCUCCGAGAGUGAACCCAAGUCCAAUGCUGAGGCGCCGCCCCGGUUCAGCCCACAUGAUGCAUCGAGUCCAAAGGACAAAUCGCAACAGAAGAGCAGCUACAAAAGUCUGGACGGAGAGAGACUUCGGGACAACCCCGUCACAACAGCCUUCUCCAGUGCGCCUCAAAAUGGCGACAAAGAACCACAACUACAUCAACAGGGUGGCGACGACGACAAUGCUCUGCAGGAGCAGGAGGCAAAGGUUCAUACUCCUGCAAAAGAAGACUCCCAAGAUUUGCUCAGAAGAUUGGCCAGGGCAUCCAGCAAGAGUCCCAGCCCCAGUCCGUUGCAGGAUCAAAAGGUUCUCGAACCUCGACGAGAGCAAGAGCAAAAGGUGGAGGCCGUACCCAUCUCAACCGACCGAUUCAGUACUUCAGCUGUUAAGGACAGCGAAGUGGAUGGAGGCCCCGCAGCGCCUGUCUCUCUUGUAAACAAGGCGCUCUCACCUUCAAAGCACACAGUUGGCUUCGCCGGCAUCUCGCGUUCAAACUCCAACAACUCGGUCGCAUCUAAGUCGAGUGUUGUAUCCUGGGAUCCUACUCCUCGCAUCCAGGCCGAAGCUAAGCUCUUCGCACUGGGAAAUGAUUCGGAACGAGGAUCACUCCGUGCUCCGUCACCUAUACCCAACUCUGACCUUGACGAGGAGGAGGAGGAGGAGGAGAUGGACAAGGAUGCAGAUGAGACACCCCGACCCAACAGAGUCGAUCCUCUCAGCAUGCCCACACCGGUGGUCACUGGUGCCUUCCUCGAGACACCCGCCCCUGUCAAGGCUGAGCAGGGCGGUCGCUCCCCUUCCAGGUUUCUGUCGCCAGAAAAGCGCGGUCCAAAGGAUCGAAACCUUAGCACGUCGCCACGAGGAACUCGGUCUGAGGGACACCGGCGGCCUACCCGUCAAGCGUCGUCCAGAGACACAAGAAGAACCAAGUCUACUUCGCGUCCCCGCUCACCAUUGAGGAACUCAGUCAAGCCACCCACGGUUGGGGACGAUCUUCGUGAGAUCCUGAGAAAGAACGACCUGGAUGAUUCGACCCUGGACGAUGUGACAGAUCUGGUCCUGUCUUCGUCGGAUCCUGAGAAGCUGGUGGAAAUCCUCAAGCCCAAGUCUAAGGGUGACAUGGAUGAGCUUCUCCAGGAUGAACAGCUGAGGAGGCUGAGUGGCAUGAGCGAGGCGCUGAAGACGGGCCUAGCAGGCAUUCGCACGGCCCGGAAGGGCAUCGAACGCCUCGAGGGCCAAAUUUCCCGCCCCGAGACCCAUCCAUCAUCAGCUACCAAUGGGCUUGCCAUUCCUACCAAGAACGAUGGUUUCACCUACAUUCAAGUCCCAAUUCCACGCCUCUACCGUACUAAGCCCAAGUUUCGACCUACUCUGCUGGGUUUCCUCUUCCUGCUUUUGAGUUUCUGGCACAUAUAUUGGGCCGUGGAGAACGUGUUCUACGAUACGUGGGGCAAACAGAAGGUCUGCUACAGAGGCUCGCCAUGCCGCUGGGAUAUGGAUGAUCCUGAGUAUGGAUUUGUCAUUCCUGUCAAGGUUGACGAGUGGAUUACUGGUGGUGCAAUCCGUCCACAUGCCGCUCGAUGGCUAGAGGAGGCCCAGGACAGCUGGGCAGACUUCGAGGAUUGGUUGACUGGCACGGACAUCCGCAAAGUCAAUCAUCAGGCCAUCCGAGACUCGGCAAAGAAAGAUCAGUACUGGCGACGAAUCGAAAAGAAGGGCCUGUUCCCCAAGUGGAAUCCGGAUCCUUGGAUGCGCCCACAGUUCGAGGCCUGGGAGCAUGAGGCACAGGCGAGAGAGGCGGCUGAGGAUCGUGCUGUACUGGGAUAUAAUGAUCCAGACGAGCCUACAAACGACAGUGAAAGCAUGGAGAAAGACCAGCCUAUCUCUAGGGACUCAACAACGGUCGACUCCUCAGGUUCCUGGUGGUAA
Cryphonectria parasitica EP155 is the source of this 3096-nucleotide messenger RNA. RefSeq lists its product as uncharacterized. The transcript has a single exon. Bases 1 to 3096 code for a protein of 1031 amino acids. Lineage: Eukaryota; Fungi; Ascomycota; Sordariomycetes; Diaporthales; Cryphonectriaceae. The record is from RefSeq and is a predicted model, not a curated record.